AUGGGUAGUUGCAUCUCCUCUGAAUCCGUCGCCGGCCCCUCCGCUAACGUGGUCGCCAUCACCGGUGAACUGCGCCUCUUCUCUCUUCCCAUAACCGCUUCCCAAGCACUCCAAUCCCUUAAUUUAUCCCCAAAUUCCUUCUUCAUCUGCAACUCCGACCGCCUCUACUUCGACGAUUUCAUCCCACCCCUCGCCCACGACGACCUACUCGACGCCGCUCAGAUUUAUUUCGUCCUCCCUGCCGCCAGGCUCCAGUAUCGCCUCGCCGCCUCCGACAUGGGGGCGUUGGCCGUCAAGGCCAGCCUGGCGCUCGACCAAAUCGGGCGCCGGAAGAAGAAAGCUCGGAUCUCCCCUACUUGGACGGCGGUGGAGGAUCCGCAGUCGAAUCACACCGUUAAUUACAGAAAGAGUUUCGUGAGCGAUGAUGGUGGUAGUAGUAAGUCAUCGGCGACGCCGCGAGUAUCGAGAUCGACUUCUUUGAGGAAGCUAAGCAGAUACUCUUCCCGGCGAGCUAUGCAGGCAGUUAGAUCCUUUAAGAUUAAGCUGUCCACCAUAAAUGAAGCAUAG
Molecule: messenger RNA, 567 nt
Organism: Salvia miltiorrhiza (redroot sage)
Lineage: Eukaryota; Viridiplantae; Streptophyta; Magnoliopsida; Lamiales; Lamiaceae
Exons: 1
Coding region: 1-567 (188 amino acids)
Source: RefSeq, a predicted model, not a curated record